Leptopilina heterotoma is the source of this 3571-nucleotide messenger RNA. RefSeq lists its product as uncharacterized. The coding region runs from base 528 to 2822 and encodes 764 amino acids. Gene Ontology annotation, biological process: establishment of epithelial cell polarity. NCBI's taxonomy places the organism in Eukaryota, Metazoa, Arthropoda, Insecta, Hymenoptera, Figitidae. The record is from RefSeq and is a predicted model, not a curated record. The transcript is spliced from 5 exons.
AGUAUGUAACAAGUUACCUAACCUCUAAUCAGGGACGCGUCAUAAAAAGGUGGAGUGAAUUUAAUUAUAUUUUUUUUUAUAUUUUUCUUUUAUUUAAAGAUUAGAAAUGAUCUCCUUGUUUAUUAUUUCAAUUUCAUUAAAACAUGCAUUCUCAUUUAUCUUGCCAAAUUUCAAUUUUUAAACCGUAUUCAAAAGGAAAUAAGGAAUUAUAAAACAAAGUAACCUCAACGCCCUUUGACGUUUUCGAUCAUUUUUUCGUUUUUGUUUUUUAAUAAAUAAAUAAAUAAUUAUCAUUUUACAAUAGUUAUUACCAGUGAAAUUAAUAAAAAUAUGUUCAAAGUGAGUUCCAAAAAAUCAAAACAAACAAUGGAGAAGUAUUGAAGAGAAUUUGGGAAUAAUCCUUAUUUUUAUCAUGAUCAACAAUGUCAUAGUACAAAAGAAGUGUAUAAAGAAUUAAAUUCUUUAUAAAUUAAUGUUUAUUUAACAACAAUACAAAUUUGGAAGUUGUCAUAAAGUGGGCUAAGAAUAUGGUGAUGGCAGGAACCGAGGGCGUGUCAGGGCCAUCGACAGACGAGUCAUUUUCGAGCAGGCUGCAAUGGCUUCGUCAACGUCGAGAGGCACUUCAAGACAAGCUCGCUCAGAAGAAUAAUGAGUUGAAGACCCUAUGUAUCGAGGAAGCAGAAUUGACAGGUGUUCUGCCACCGGAAAUUCCCCUCGAGCCGGGAGAAAGCCCUCCAACAUUCCGCAAACGUGUUGGAACAUCGUUCACCUAUCCUCAGAAUAUGAUAAAUAAAUUAAAGACAAACGAAGCCGAGGAAUCAAAAUUGGAGUUAGAACGUCAAGUACAAAUUGGAAUUCAAGAAGCUGCCCUGGCGAUAAUAAACGACUCGACGGAAAACAAAGCUGUACGAAGGAAACAUCGACUAAUUUAUCAGCAAAGCAAACAGAGACUUCAAGAUAUUGAUGUUUGUCUCAAUUUUAUCAGGCAAAGUCAUGGCUCCUCGGCACGACACACUCAAGGCAUUCAUUUUCAAAAUUCACAAUCACUCUCCCAUAAUUCGAAGCAUCGGACGAAGAAACCUCGACCACCUCUGGAUAAUUUAGGACGAGAGAAGAGCAUAAAACACGAAGUAAGAGGAAGUUUACAAGACCAAGGUGGAAUAAGUCUAAGUCCCUUGGGUCCCGAGCACAAUUACAAUGUUUAUUCACGAGAAUUUCAAGAGCACGACACUCAUCAGUUCAUGCAACCGGGUUCCUCGAGUAAUUCAAAUCAAAAUCGUACAAAUUACAUUGCCGCGAGUCCAGUGGACGUGAGACGAAAUAAUACCAAAUUUCACGAACACGACGUGAACGUGAAUAACAAUGUUUAUAUUCUACCCGAUCAAUUUCGCUCUCGUACAUAUUCACAGGGCGCAAGUACAAGUCCAUUGAGACAGAAUUUUUAUCAGGACGUAGAGCGACCGUAUCGUCCCGUUCCAAAUACAUUUACCGAGGAGGAGAGGCAAUAUCGACAGAUGCAAAUGCAAAAACUCGAAAUGCACAGUCCAUCAUAUUCGGAGAAAUCAAUUCUCAGGCAUUUGGAUAAUGACUCUCAACGUCGUAUGGUUCAAACGCAAUAUUACGAGAGUGAAUACAAUUCACCAUCGCGAUAUGAGCAGACGAUUGACUAUCAAUCUUAUGGAAAAGCGCCAUUGCGUCAUCGUCGUGAGCGAGAUCAUGCAACAAUUGGCGGUAUCGAGAGAAAGCAUCAUUCGGCAAUGCAACCAAAUGUUGACACUUACCUUCCGCCUGGCUACUGGAUGAGACUCGACGAUGAAAUUGUCUUCUGUCCCGAGGAGCAGAAUGCCGAUCGUUUUGGAAGUCUCGAUCGAAGAAAGCAAACGAAUUCACAAUAUUAUCCAAAUCCGGAAAUACAAACUCGCUACAAUACUGUUGCGUCGGGAUCGAAAAAUAUUAUUCUACCGCGACAGCAUUCAUCACAGGUCCCAAUAAAUUCAUCGGAACACACGCCAUCGAAUAGAAUCCUAAUUCGCACGCAAUCAUUAGGCAGCGUUGAAACAUGGCACGCUGGUCACGAUUUAAGCGAGAGAGAUCAGGCUGACAAUUUAAGUCGAAAGGGAAAGGAGAAAGAAUGGUAUGAGACAUCACUCGAUUCACGUUGCAGUCCAAAUAUAAUUCCAAUUUCACCAUCAGGAUCAUUUAUUCCAAAUCUCGUACGUCGACCAUCACAAAAUAGUCAUCCACCACCUCCCCCGCCACCACCACCCUCAACAUCACUAUUAUCCUCCUCCUCAUCAUCAUUAUUAUCACAAUCAUCCGAAAUUCCAAUAAUAAUUCGUGAAAAUGAACAACCACCACCACCACGUCGACCAAGAGAAUUGCCACUCGACGAGCAAUCAUCGCAAUGCAAUUAUUCAUCAUUGUCACAAAAUCAUUAUCACGAGAGGCCAAAAGUCCUUGAAAUACCAGCUGAAUCAAAACCAUCAACACUUGAUAAUGGAAAUGAUCCAAUAUUAACGUCAUUUAAUUCACCGACAAAUCACACGAUUGUUCAACAGGGUAAAUAUCAGCCAUAUCGUGAAGUUACCAAACCAUUUGAGAUGUCUGAUUUUUAUAAAUAUUCCACGAAAUUUCGCAAGAGAAAUGAAACAUCAACAACAUCGUCAACAUCGUCAUUGGGACAUAAUUCAAAUGUUCAAGUUAAUUCAAGUGAAAUAGUAACAAAUAUCCCUGGAAAUGAUAAACCACGUAGGGUAAGUCCAGUACAAAAAACUAACUAUCAACCUAAUCAAAGAAAACCACAAAUGUACGCUUUGAGAUAGAGAAAAAAAAAUUAGUUAUUUACUUACCAACGAGAACUUAAUUAUCGUUCUCUCAAAUUAAUCAUCCUGAAGUUCGUAAUUUUUUAGAAACGAAAAAGUCAAACGAUAUUUAUUCUUUUUGCCUAAUUGCUAACUGUCUUCUAAGAAAAAGUUAAUUCGGAAGAAAAAAAAGAAGACAAUAUUUAUUAUGUUAGCUUCAAAUUUAAAUCAUUUAUCUAAAUGAUUUUUUGGAAGAAAUUUGUGAACUUAAAGAUGAAUUCACUUGAAAAAAAAUUCCUUUUCGUUUUUAAAAAUACUUCAGUUUCAUUCAAAUUAUUUAAUAUUUUUGAAAGAGAAAUCAACAAUAUUUUGUUAUUCGUCAAAUUGACGAAGUAAAUCAGUGGCCUUGAUAUGAUAAGACAUUUUUUUUUUAAUUCAUUGAUGUUGGUCAGAUUUUACUUUUUUAAAAAAGGAAAAACUAAUAAACCAGUGCCUUCGUUCGAUGAUAAUUACUGGGAGCCAAAGACUCGGUAUCAAGCAAGUUUUUAUAUUUUCUAUUAAUAUUUAUUGAUACGCCACAUAUCGUAUCUAAUUUAACUAAUUAAGUCAAUUUAAACAAUUUACCCAUUUAAUGUACCUGCAAUUAUCAACGAAAAAUGCCUUUCUUCUGCUAAACAAUAACAAUUCACAUUUCUAAGGAAGUUUACAAAUUAAAUUUCGAUUUUUCUCAAAACAAAUAAAUUAAAUUUAUAAAUCAAUUUUUUUUAUUC